Molecule: messenger RNA, 4838 nt
Organism: Scatophagus argus
Lineage: Eukaryota; Metazoa; Chordata; Actinopteri; Scatophagidae
Product: tumor necrosis factor alpha-induced protein 2-like
Exons: 16
Coding region: 440-3103 (887 amino acids)
Biological process (GO): exocytosis; exocyst localization
Cellular component (GO): exocyst
Molecular function (GO): SNARE binding
Source: RefSeq, a predicted model, not a curated record
ACAGUGUGGGGAGGAGGAAGAGGAAAUGAUGACCAUUUCCUGCUGCAGCUAGAAAAUAAAACAAACAGGAAACGAGGAGCAGAACUCCAUGAGGAGCGAGUGGAGUCGGACAGAAACCAGUAGAGUGAGACAGCAGAACCAGCAGCAGGAGAACCCAGCAGAACAUCUAACAAGAGGAGGAUCAGGAGGGAGCUGAGCUGACCUGAGGACAGUGAAUAACAUUCAGAACAGACAGACAGACUGCAGCUCACUGUGGAGUCCAGACAACAACCGGCAGAAACCAGCUCCUGACCAGGACUCGCUGAGACACACACACACACACACACACACACACACACUGUGGCUGAGAUGUCACAGUCUUGAGUCCUGGACCAGUUGAUUCUACAAAAACAGAAGAAAGAGGUUCCUCCCUCCCUCUUCCCCUUCCCCCAGCUCCAUCAUGCCCAUCUUCAAAAACCUCCCAGUGCGUCUGAAAGGCGGCGGUCCAACCCUAGACAACGCUUUGAUCCUCCGCAGGAUGAGCCUCAACAUCACCCCCCACCAUCACAACCCCUUCGACAACGACGAAGACGGCAUCCACGGCAACGGCGGCCAUGGCAACCACUGGUCACCCGGGAGCUCGCUCCUCGACGGCGACGGGCCAAGGGACCGCAAUCCAUUCGAGGAUGAGGAGGACGAGAAUGAGGCCAACGAGGGUAAAAAGGGAAGUGGAGGUGGAGGUGGAAGUUCGGGCAAAGGAUCGUUGAAGUUCCCAUCGCCGCUGAAGACUCUGGGGAAACUGGGGAAGAACCUGCGAUUAUCGGGGAGGAGCAAAGGAAGUGAAACGCCAUCCCCACAGGGGUCGCUGCAAGGAACGCCUUCACCUGCGCAGAAGAAGAAGAGAGGGAGGCGGAGCUCCGAAGGAAGCUUGCUCAGGUUUGCGGGGAAAUAUCGUGACACCCUCGGCUCCCGUAAGGAGUCGUUUACCAACGGCGAGCUGAACUGUUCGGAGAGCGAAUGCGACUCCACCAGCCGCCGUGUGUCCUUCAUGAAAAUGGUGGGCCUGGGGAAGCUAAAGAAGGAGUCCAUGGCCGACCACUCGUCCCAGGGCGCCGAGGAGCAGCAGGUGCAGGAGGAGGUGGUGGAGAAGGUUAAACCCAGAGAGCCACUCUCAGUCUUGGAGAUCCUGCAGCUGGUGAAGAAGCGGGACCUCCUCCUGGCCGACACCCACAUCCUGGAGUUGGAGCAGGAGUGUAGUGAGUCCGUCGCGGCCGACCGGGGCACCGCGUCGCAGCCGGAGGACGCCGGCGGCCUGAGCGUCAAAGAUGGCGGCCGGAGAAAGGCGAAGGAUGUGGAGCUGCUGUAUGAGGAGCUGCAGAAGGAGCUGUGGGCCGUCGUCAGGGAGUCUCUGCGGUCCCCGACAGCCGGGCCAAACCUGGGCCUGGUGGUUCAGGUGCUGCAGCAGGAGGAGCAGACUGAUAAGGAAUGGGCCCUCAGUGAGGCCGCGGCCCCCGGGGGCCCGAGGCCUCGCCGCCUGAAGCAGAAGUGGAGGGAGGCAGUGGAGGAGGUGGCAGAUGGGUCCCUCCCUCAGAGGGCGGAGUUCACGGCCGGAGAGCUGGACCAAUACCUGGACCGGCUUCGAGCCCGGGUGGUGGAGGACCUGGGGGCUGCCAAGAGGAACGUGGUGUCCAUUUACCCUGAAGAUUACCAGCCCUUCCAGGUGUACGUGCAGAGCUACCACCAGGCGGUUGCUAGGCGACUGCGGGCUAUCACUGACAACCAGCUGGAGAUCACUGACAUCUACUCCCUGCUCGACUGGCUGCACAACAUAUAUGACAGAGACGUUCUGGGGACGGUGUGCAUCACGAGUCCAUUCAGCCGCUCGCAUCUCAGUCCUCUGCUGCCUUCGGAGACUGUGGACAGGCUGGAGCUGGACUGUCUCAACUCUGUUAGGGCUAAAGUGACCACUGAGCUGAGUCAGGUUCUGGACGAGGAGGAGAAAAGAUGGAUGGAGUCGCUGCACAUCGAGGAGUAUCAGAUCACUCUGGCCAAGACCGUCAUACAGAGGCUGCAGGUCGAUCUCGAGCGAUCUGCCUCCAUCAACAGCAGUUUGGGCUCCAGAGUGGCUCAGUGCAGCCUCAACGGCCUGGCCGACUUUCUGUACAGUUUCCAGCGUAAAGUUGAGAUGUUUCAUGAAGGGAUGCAGAGCGGCAUGUUUGGAGACAAUGAGGAUGGUUAUGUGUCCAAAACCAUUGCCCUGGUCAACUGCUGUCCUCCAUUCAGAGGCUUCGUGCAGCGCUGUGCUCAGUGUGAUCCUUCAGUCACUGAGGACUCUCUGCGUCGAGCCAACAAAGCUCUGGAUCACAUCGUCCAUCAGGGUGUCAGAGUGCUGUCUGAACGCCUCUACCUGCAUAUCAGGCUGUUCUUUGAGCGGCUCGUGAAGAGGAAGUGGCUGAGCAACACAGAGCCAUACGAGCAGAUCGAAGCUGUCAUCAAAGAACACUUCAAGAAAUACCAACGGAUGGACAGUCCACCUUACCAGCUGCUGGUGGCGGAGGUCCAUCGGCGGGUGGUGAUGGAGUAUCUUCGCUCCGUCAUGCGAGGCAGGAUCAUCUGCACCUCGAUGAAGAUGAGGAAGAGAAUGGCCAGCCGGCUCAGAGACGAAGGCAAACAGAUCAAAGUCCUCUUCAAAGAUCUGGAGUCUCCAUCCAGCUGGUUGGACAACGCUCUGCCUCACAUCUCAGAGAUCAUCCAGCUGGAGGACGUCCCCUCCAUCCAGAUGGAGGUCGGAGUUCUGGUUCGAGAGUUUCCAGACGUCAGGAAGAAACAUGUGUCGGCCAUUUUGAACAUCCGGGGGAUGACUCGUCAGGCGGAGCGUCAGGAGAUCCUGAACAUUGUCAAAGACAUCGAGAGUAGCGACGGCGGUGGCAGCAGCGGAGGACUGGCCCGGCUGUCCCGGGACCGAGCGCUCUUCUCCGAGGUGCCGGUCACCUCUGAGGUCCACUGUCUGAACGUGGGCCUGAGCCGCAUCGCCCUCACCGCCUCGUCCUGCAUCAGCACCCUGCGGCCGUGCCGACGCAAAGCCCGAACACCCGUCCAGGAAAACCCUGACGAUGUCCUCUGAGAGGCCGAGGAGACUCUGGAGAAAAUACUAAAAAGGAGGAAUGUAGGCAAGCGGUUUAAAGGUCAGGUGGAGACUAAUACAAGAUCAGCUUUUAAUCUUUCUCUUUUAUUGUAACAUGCACAGCUUUACUUUCUGGAAUCCUGACUAAAUCUGAGCUGUCAGUGCUGACAGGAAAACAAAACAGGAAAGAAAAGACAAAAGUCCUGGUGGACGAGGAGUCAUGAUAAUAAGAGGACAUGAUGGCAAGAGAUGACAAAACUGGACUGAAAAAUCAGUUCUGUUUUUGGCCGAUGUGUCGGUGAUGGAUGGGGGAAAUAAUUAUUCCCACGUUUUUGGCCACAAAGGCAUCACGGCGUCACUCUUACGGGUCUCCGCCCCACAGGAGAAAACAAUCAAUCCCUGACUAAUUUGUUUUUAUUGAAACAUCACAGUUAGAUUUGAAAUUUAAACGUCAUUAUGCUGAAGAGGUUCACAUUGUUCGCCUGUGGAAAAGAAGAUUCAGGCUCAAGGUCUUAAGACCUGGUCACAUCAGAGUCAUGCCACAGUGAAUUUUGGUGAAACUAGACACCUAAAAUCCUGCUAAAACCACAAUGUCUCCUUUUGAUGUUCAUGUUUCUACACCUGUUCAAAUCAGACACUGGAUUUGGAAGUUGAAGAGGUUGGAGUUGAUGGAAGUUAGGCCUAAUAGAUAAAGCUAGCUAGCUCACAGUUUCCCUCGUAGCUCUGUUCCUCGCGCUGCUAAACUGGGCUAACCACAUCCUAAUUUUUGUUGACGGUGUACGAUCGUAGGCGCGUUUCUCACAAAAAAAUGAACAUAAGAAAGACUAGCACCACGCUAGAAAGCUCUCUACGCUAGCUCGUUUUGCUAACCGAAAGUGAGCAGAUCGGUCGCUGUCUGGACUGAAGUGCAUUAUGGGACAAAGAGCAGAAGAGGAGAACUGAACAGAUCAUCAGGACUGCUGACUCUUCACAUUUUGUACCAUCAGAACCCAGGAACCUGGACUGUGGUUCUUGACAGGCUCAGUGGACUGAAACCACACUGCACAGGUAACCAGACUGCCUGCCGAAAUGCGUUUUGAGGAUUUCUCCCCCGACUUGGAAAUGUGGAUUUUAGUUUUUAAUCUCAUCGUAAGGAGAAGCUUCAUGAGAGAUGUAGUUUUAUUGUUGCACAUGAUUUUUAAAACAACACAACUUUAAUCAAAGGUACUUUUUGAUGAUCUGAGUCUCAUCGUGCUGAUGGUGUAUUUAAAGCAGUGAUUAUAGUUAUAUGGGGAUUAUUAUAUAUGUGGGACACAGUAGUUGUUUCUUUUAACUGACUUUUAUUUCAGAAUAUCUGGUGUUAAUUCAGCGCGUUAAACAGUUUAGGCGUAGAGAAAAUGGGAGGGCUCACUCAUCUGAAGGACAGAACUGCAUUGGGAUCAAACGUCUUCUCAUAUUUUAACAGUUAAUUGUGCAUUUCCUCAGUCCACAUUUAAUGUUUUAACUCGCAAACUACAAAUAGCAUUUAAAUUCCUGGUCAUCAUUUUGCCAACCGUUGUCAGAAACAUUUAAAACAGAAAGAUGUUGUUACGCGCUCUGGCCACCAGAGGGCAGAGGUGUUUUUUCCCAGAUUAGAGUCACUUUCUAUUCUGUGUCCUAUUUUCCGUUCUCCAUCUCUUGUAAAUGUGGAUGUAUGAAAUGAUCUUUCUGUACAGAAAUCAACUUUUAGUGACAAUAAAACAGAUCAGAUCACUGA